UGAAUGCUUUGGAUUUCGAUUGUGGCGAACUGCUAAUGUGAGAACGGAAUGGCACAUCCACCUGAUCAUCACAACAGCGGGAAGACGAACAUGACAGGGAAUCCUUGCACCUCCAAAGGACGCAGAAAUUGUCAGAGAGGAAAUCUACACUCUUUCCGACGUCCGCAGGUGAACGAGGCCGAAGCUGGGACCUCAGUCCAGGGUUGUACUUCAACUAUCCUGCUUCAACUGUCCUUCAACUGUCCUGCGACCACCAGAAUGAAGCUCUCUUUCAUGCUUUUUACCCUUGGUCUUCUUCUGACCACGACAACUGAUUACGCUGCCGGGAACAUUGCAGCCAAUGCGGAAUGCAAGCAAUUUGUUGCUAGAAAUCUCUUCAUGGACGACUGUGCAGUGUGUGUCCGGAAAAUAAAAGGGAAAACAACGAGUGCAAAAACGAUGCUGAUUCAUGUGGAGAUCCUGGAAUGGACUGCCGUUGCAUCUACUAUUAUGGGACGCAAGAAUUUGGGUGCGAAUAGCACAAACGGUGUUGCGCGUGCGUAAGAAGCACACUGCGAUAUACUACACUGCAAAUGAAGAUAAAAAGUACUGUGCAACAAUAAAGAAAAAAAUUCUGAUACAGGGCAAGAAGCAAUA
This is a messenger RNA of Ornithodoros turicata, 636 nucleotides long. RefSeq lists its product as uncharacterized. Lineage: Eukaryota; Metazoa; Arthropoda; Arachnida; Ixodida; Argasidae. The coding region runs from base 49 to 543 and encodes 164 amino acids. The record is from RefSeq and is a predicted model, not a curated record. The transcript has 5 exons.